AUGGCCCAGCGGCACCACCAGGACCCUGUGGAGGACCAGGUUGCAGCCGUUGAUGCUCCACACCCCAUUGAACCCGGGCAGGAGCUCCACGGGGUCGCCCAGCUCACCUCUCCCUGUGGGGCUGGGCAGACUAUUUUUGGUGGGUUUUCUGACCCUCUCAGUCAGGGCAGCUCAUUUGCAAUGAAGACCAUGAGGGUCAUGAAGGCCAUGAAGGCUGUGAAGGCCAUGAGGAUCAUGAAGGCCAUGAAGGCAAUGAAGGCCAUGAAGGUCAUGAAGGCUGUGAAGACCAUGAGGGCCAUGAAGGCCAUGAAGGCAGUGCUGUUGCCGCCCCGGCCCCGGCCUGAGGCGGAGCCCCCUCUACCCGCAGGGAGAGCCGCCCUUCCCGGGCAGUUCUGGGACGUGGUGGCGGUGACGGCGGCGGACGCGGAGCAGGGCCGGGCCUACCGGCGGCAGCUGGCGGAGAAGCUGAGGGGGAAGGAGCUGCCGCUGGGCGCCCGCUACCAUGUCUUCGUGGAUCCCCCCGGCCACAAGAUGGGAAACGGUGGGUCAACGCUUCAUGUUCUUCAAUGCCUGGAAGAUCUGUAUGGUGAUAAAUGGACUUCUUUUAUUGUGCUGCUGAUUCACUCUGGUGGUUACAGUCAGCGUUUACCAAACGCAAGCGCCCUGGGGAAGAUUUUCACGGCUUUGCCUUUUGGCGACCCCGUGUACCAGAUGUUGGACCUGAAGCUGGCCAUGUACAUCGACUUCCCCGCUCGCAUGAAACCGGGCGUUCUCGUUACGUGCUCAGACGACAUAGAGCUGUACAGCACGGGGCCCACAGAAACCAUCACCUUCGACAGACCGGGAUUUACCGCGCUAGCUCACCCUUCGGAUCUGACAGUGGGCACCACUCACGGAGUGUUUGUUCUGGAUCCAUCCAGCUUUUCAGGAGAAGGAGGCGUUGAAUACACGUCUUGCCAUCGUUUCCUGCACAAGCCGGAUGUUGAGACGAUGCACCGGUGUGGUGCAGUGUGCCUCAGGGGGGGUUCUUCUCAGCAGAGUCCCUCAGAACGGGGCUGGGAGUGUGUGUACACAGACAGUAUAUUUUACAUGGAUCAUGGCGUUGCGGAACAAUUACUGGCAUUCUAUAAGCAGAUGGGCACUCUUUGCUGUGAAAUAGAUGCCUACGGUGACUUCCUCCAGGCCCUGGGACCUGGGGCCACUCAAGAUUACACACAACACACCGGUAACGUGACAAAAGAGGAAUCCCAGUUGGUGGAAGUGCGGCAGAAGCUGUACUCCCUGCUGAAGGGAACUCCACUUAACAUCAUAGUCUUAAACAACUCCAAGUUCUAUCACAUUGGAACGACGCAAGAGUAUUUGUUUCAUUUUACCUCUGAUAGUGAGCUGAAGUUUGAGCUUGACUUGUUGCCUGUGGCUUUUAGCAGCUUUUCUGAGAGCACUGGGAGCUCAGAUCCCUCAGCAACUGUCAUCCAGAGUGUGCUGGAGCCGGGGUGUUCCGUGGGACCUGGCUCCGUUGUCGAGUACUCCAGAGUCGGCCCUGAAGUCUCCGUAGGGAAGAACAGCAUUAUUAGUGGAUCCCACAUAAAUCUGAAAGUAGACGUUCCUUCCAACUGUUUUCUGAGUUCAUUAAGUAUAAGAAUGAGCGACCAAGUGAAGUACAUAAGUAUGGUGUUUGGUGUAGAAGAUGACUUGAAGAGGAGUGUGAAGUCGCUGUCAGAUCUACACUCACUCCGUUUUUUUGGGGCCAGCCUCCCGGAGUGCUUGGGGCGCUGGGGUGUGCAGGUUUCCGACCAGCUCUUCUCCUCUGGGAGCACACGUCUGGGGCUGUGGACCGCGCGGAUUUUCCCUGUUUGCUCUACUUUAAUUGAAUCAGUUGAAAUGUCAUUAAAAAUGUUAAAUUCUGUGCAGCGCGCGUCAGCUUUUACAUUGAACGGCUUUAAGCUGUUGUCUGUUGAAGAAAUGCUCGCCUGCAAAGAUGUGGAAGACAUGUUGAAGUUUAGGAAGCAAAUUUAUGAUGAAAUCUGUCUACGAAGGGGAAAAGAGAAGUUGGAUUUGUAGAAUGAACUCUACUUGAACCAAUUUCUUUUUUUCAUUUUUGGGUGAUUGAUUGCUUCCCAUCUUGUAAAAAUCAGAAGAAGAAAGUACACAGAGCUUUGCUCUGAUUUCAUUGAAGUAGAAACAAUGACAUUACUUUAACAAUGCUGCUGUAGCGUAACAUUAAUAAUGCAGCAAAUGCAGAUAAACUGUGCUUUUGAUGAAAGAAUGAAGUAUUUCAGAUCUCUGAAAACACUAAUUGGUGACUUUUCUUGGGGUGCAUGUUCUCAUGUUUUGUAGUCUUUGUCAGUAAGAAUAUGAUACAGAAGAAAUUAAUUAGAAAUCUGCCCAAAAACUGCUUGAAAAGUUUUUAAAAGUAGAGCAUUAGCUCCAGCACCGUGGAACGAUACAGUGAUAACUUGUGUUUCUGGAUUUCCAGGCUGCCUUUUUACAGUAGUAUUUCAAAUAGGCUGCUGUUAAGGUAGAUGACAACAAUUUUCUCAUGCAACCAGCUGGGAUAAACUCAUCCCAAGGAAACUGAGAGACUUGUGCAAGGCCACACAGUGAAAUUUAACAGCGAGAUAAUAGUGAUUGUGGGGUUGCUGGUUUCUAGUGUCAGAUUCUGAAAAUGAGACCAUUCUGGCAUCCUGGCCCAUGAUUUUCCCCCAGUCUGAUAGUAAAGGAUGCAACGCUGAGAAUGACAGUCAGGCAAGACCUUCUAGGAGCAAGAGGCAGCCGUUGAAAUCUGGACUUUCAUUUUGGUUAAGGCUUAUUGAGUUUCCCAGAUGGACGCGGUCUUUGUACGGGCUCCUAGAUCAUCGCCUGGCUCCGUCUGCCCUGAAACGCCACUCAGGCUGGUACAGUCUCAAAUAAAGCCAAGAUGAGUGUUUAAUGAUUUUAUUCAUGUCAGCUUACUUUAUUUAAUUAGUUUUGCUGUGUAGUGCAAUAAUAGGGCUCAUAAUGAACAUCAUCUUAAUGAUUUCCCUGAAUGCUUUGAGAGCAUGUUAUAAUGAACAGAGAUUUAGCCAUACUGUAUGUAUCACACUAUGAAAUUUGAGAGAGGGGGAUUAUUUCUGUAACCUUUUAGGCAGGAAAUUGAAAUCUGAGAAAUUGGGCACUUAAAAAGGAACACAAGGGAAGACAGCUGAAAUAAAAAUGAGCAGCUGAAAGAUACCUGUACCAGAAGGAUUUGGGGAACUGACGGAAGAAAACAAGCUCCAACAAUCAGUUGGAUCUGCGUAGAAAUGUUCUCAACUUGGACAGGGAGUUUGUCUGUUCUGGAGCUCAGCGGUUCCAGCCUCUUCCCGUUCCUAAAUCUCUGAGGCAACAGCUUCAUUUUAUCCUCUCUGCACAUGUGGGAAAUUAAUCCCUGUGCAAAUGCCACUCUAGUACUGUGAGAACAAAAAUAGCAAUACUAUUCUUCUUUUAAUCCACUGCCACAGAGAAGCCAUUGUAAACACCUGUUUCCUUAUAUGGGCUACAGAGUUCCUUGUACUUCGUUUUCAUUCAAAUACAUUUUCUUUUAAUGCCCUUUUCAUUUUCUGUGACAUAUCUGAAUGUCACCAGAAUGACAUUGAAAUGUAUAUGAGAAACUUACCGCCUCUCAAAGUAAAUGGUAGAUAUGGAUAUGUUCUAAUUAAUUUGAAAUAAAGAUGACUUCAGAAAACUUAAUCCUGUAAAGCCUCCCUGUGAAGGACAUUUAAAACCAGAAAAGGGAAAAGAAUUUUUCAUGUUUCUCUGGUGAGAUUGGGCAUGACAGCUGCACAUUCCAAACAUAAAACUGCAAUAAAACUUUUUAAAAAUUAAUCAAAGAAAUUUGUACAGCUCAGUAGUUUGUAAACAUUACAUCCGAAGACUUUACUCGCUGAAAAACAUUGCUCUUGACAUUUUAGUGCUGCUUGUACAGAUGUUCAUUAGAACUGGCCUAACACAGCAGUCACUGCAGUUAUUCCUUUCUUCUCUGUUUGCAAACGGUCUGCAAACAGGCUCUGCGAUUAUUAUUAAUUUUUGCCUUUUCUUUUCCCCCGUAGUUUCAAUUAUUCUGCAACUGCCUCUGAUAUGAAUGCUUCAGGAAUUCACCUGCCAGUUGCUUUCAUGAUGAACAAAGCUGUUGUGUCAAUUUCACCGACUGCCGGGAUCCUCCUCCUGUGCUGUAGUUUCUGGUGCUCUUCCCUGCGUGUCCAGACCAAGGAAUCUUCACCCACACAAACGUCUGCAAGGAGUGAAUAAGAACAUGGUAUAGAAGCUGGUGACUUCUUCUCGAUAUAUUUUCAUAAUAUGAAUGGAAGAAGAAAGUUAGUGAAUCGUAUGCUAUAAUCAUAGAACGAUUAGAAGAUGACCUGCAAAUCAAAGAAAAGGAGCUGACAGAACUGAAGCAUGUUUUCAGCUCCGAUGAAGCCUUCUGCAAA
Molecule: messenger RNA, 4445 nt
Organism: Calidris pugnax (ruff)
Lineage: Eukaryota; Metazoa; Chordata; Aves; Charadriiformes; Scolopacidae
Gene: FPGT
Product: fucose-1-phosphate guanylyltransferase
Exons: 8
Coding region: 1-2061 (686 amino acids)
Molecular function (GO): transferase activity, transferring phosphorus-containing groups
Source: RefSeq, a predicted model, not a curated record